Messenger RNA from Vicia faba (fava bean), 1023 nucleotides. The record is from the annotation of a GenBank genome assembly. Lineage: Eukaryota; Viridiplantae; Streptophyta; Magnoliopsida; Fabales; Fabaceae.
AUGGCAAAGCAAACUCCACCCAUCAUCACGCUUCUCUCUUUGCUUAUUCUCCUUUUCAUGAUAUCAAUAACUACAGAAGGGACUAAGAAGUCGUCAUAUGAAAAAUUGUUUGUAUUUGGAGACUCCUACGCUGACACAGGAAAUUUUUUAAACUCGCCAUCUUAUAAACCUCCAUAUGGAAUCACAUUUCCUCAUCAACCCUCUGGAAGAUUCUCCGAUGGUCGUGUUCUCACCGAUUAUAUUGCUUCCUCUUUGAAAAUAAAAUCUCCUGCACCAUAUUCAUUGAGAAAUUCAUCUGAUCUUCAAUUUGGUAUAAACUUUGCCUACGGAGGAACUGGUGUUUUCGACACAUUUCUUAAAGGACCAAACAUGACAAUCCAAAUCAACUCAUUUGAAGAGAUAAUCAAACAAAAUAUAUAUACUAAAUCCGACAUUGAUUACUCAGUUGCCCUAGUCACUGUUGCUGGUAACGACUAUUUUCAAUAUUUGUUUAAAGAUGGGAAGAACAUUAAGGAGAUAUUAGAUUUCAGUGCUUCACUUAUAAACCAAUUGUCAAUAAAUCUUAAACGCAUCCAUAACGUGGGAAUAAAUAAAAUAAAAAUUGGACUAUUAGAGCCUGUUGGGUGUUUGCCGGUAAUAACUAAAACAUAUGAUAAGUGCAAUGACACUAUCAACAUGCUGGUCAUGAAGCACAACGAGUUACUUCUUCAAACUGUGGAAGAUCUGAACAAAGAAAGUAAAUCGGUUUUCGUGACAUUAGACCUCUACAAAUCUUUUCUCUCCGUGAUUGAAACAAUGCAGAAAAAGCAUUAUGGAAACUCGAGAGUCGCGAAUGUGUUGCGACCGUGUUGUGUUCCAGAGAGUUCAAAUUAUCAGUGCGGAAGUGUAGAUGAGAGAGGAGAGAAGAGAUAUAGUUUAUGUGAUAAUCCAGAGAGUUCAUUCUUUUGGGACGAUUUUCAUCCUACUCAAAAUGGAUGGGAUGCUGUUUACAAGAUGGUGCAAACUUCUCUAUCCUUAAUUUGA